AUGUCUGGUCUCAAGGUCGGCGAGCAGUUCCCCGAGGGCGUUGCCUUCCAGUACAUCCCCCACCAGGAGGAGACUGCCGACUUCAAGGUCUGCGGUAUCCCCAUUAAGUACGACACCGCCAAGGAGUUCAAGGACAAGAAGGUUGUUAUCGUCUCCAUCCCCGGUGCCUUCACUCCCACUUGCUCCGCCUCCCACCUGCCCGGCUACAUUGAGCACAAGGACGAGCUCAAGGCCAAGGGUGUCGACCAGGUCAUCUUCCUCGCCUACAACGACCCCUUUGUCAUGUCCGGCUGGGGCAAGGCCAACAACAUCAAGGACGACUUCAUUGUCUUCGCCUCCGAUGCCAACGCCGCCUUCUCCACCUCCAUCGGCUGGAACCACGGCGAGCGCACUGCCCGCUACGCCAUCGUCAUCGACCACGGCAAGGUCGUCUACGCCGAGAAGGAGACUGAGCUCCAGGGUCUCGAGGUCUCUGGCGCCGAGCCCGUUCUCAAGGCUCUGUAA
Molecule: messenger RNA, 504 nt
Organism: Colletotrichum fioriniae
Lineage: Eukaryota; Fungi; Ascomycota; Sordariomycetes; Glomerellales; Glomerellaceae
Gene: AHP1
Product: peroxiredoxin type-2
Biological process (GO): hydrogen peroxide catabolic process; cellular response to oxidative stress; cell redox homeostasis
Cellular component (GO): cytoplasm; peroxisome; mitochondrion
Molecular function (GO): thioredoxin peroxidase activity
Source: RefSeq, a predicted model, not a curated record